GCUCUGCAAGGAGUUCCUGCACGCGAACGUCUCCGCCAUCCUGUACAUGAUGAACUACGAAUCGUACGGGCGCAGUACGGCUUCGGCCCAGUACUUCCUGCAGCUGGCCGGGUACCUCGGCGUUCCGGUGAUCUCCUGGAACGCGGACAAUUCCGGCCUGGAGCGGAGGGCUUCCCAGUCGACGUUGCAACUCCAGCUGGCUCCCAGCAUCGAACAUCAGAGUGCGGCAAUGUUGAGCAUCCUGGAGCGCUACAAGUGGCACCAAUUUUCGGUGGUAACGUCCCAGAUUGCUGGUCACGACGAUUUUGUGCAGGCGGUCCGGGAACAGGUGGCGGCCAUGGACCACUUCAAGUUCACGAUCCUGAACUCGAUCAUCGUAACGCGACCGAUCAACCUGGUCGAACUGGUCAACAGCGAGGCGCGGGUGAUGCUCCUCUACUGCACCAAGGACGAAGCGGUGGACAUCAUGAAGGCAGCCGACGAUCUACACAUCACCGGCGAAAACUACGUCUGGGUGGUGACGCAGAGUGUGAUAGAAAACAUGCAGGCGCCAACGCAGUUUCCGAUGGGAAUGUUGGGGGUCCACUUUGACACCUCUUCGGGGGCACUACUCAACGAAAUUUCCAACGCGAUACGAGUGUAUGCCUAUGGGGUGGAGUACUAUCUGAACGAUAAGAAGAAUGAAGGGCGAGGUCUGGACACGCAUCAUUUGUCGUGCGAAGACGAAGGCCAAGGCCGGUGGGAUAAUGGGGAAGUGUUUUUCAAGUAUCUUAGGAAUGUGUCACUGGAGGGGGAACCGAACAGGCCGAACAUUGAGUUUACGGCCGAUGGAGAUUUGAAGUCGGCGGAGUUAAAGAUCAUGAACCUGAGACCGAGCGUUAACAGUAAGGGUCUGGUGUGGGAGGAGAUCGGGGUGUGGAAAUCGUGGCAGCAACAGAAGCUGGAUAUUCGGGACAUUGCGUGGCCGGGGAAUUCGCAUACACCACCGCAGGGGGUUCCGGAAAAGUUCCAUCUGAAGAUAACGUUCUUGGAGGAGGCGCCGUAUAUAAAUUUGUCUCCUGCGGAUCCGGUUAGUGGCAAGUGUUUGAUGGAUCGGGGAGUGUUGUGUCGGGUUGCGGCAGAUCACGAGAUGACCGAUAUCGAUAUGGGUCAGGCGCACAAGAAUGGGUCGUUCUAUCAGUGUUGUAGUGGUUUUUGUAUUGAUUUGUUGGAGAAGUUUGCCGAGGAAUUGGGAUUUACCUAUGAACUGGUAAGAGUUGAAGAUGGAAAAUGGGGAACGCUGGAGAAUGGGAAGUGGAAUGGGUUGAUCCAUGAGCUGGUGAACAGGAAGACGGAUAUGGUGCUGACGUCGCUGAUGAUCAAUGCGGAACGGGAGGCGGUGGUGGAUUUCAGUGAACCUUUUAUGGAGACCGGUAUUGCGAUUGUGGUGGCGAAAAGAACGGGGAUCAUUUCUCCGACGGCGUUCCUGGAACCAUUCGAUACGGCUUCGUGGAUGUUGGUGGGGAUAUUCGCUAUCCAGGCUGCAACGUUUAUGAUCUUUUUGUUUGAGUGGCUGUCGCCAAGUGGAUACGAUAUGAAAACGGUGUUGCAGAACUCGGAAAACAAGCCGUACCGGUUUUCUCUGUUCCGAACGUAUUGGCUGGUGUGGGCAGUACUGUUUCAGGCUGCCGUGCACGUAGAUUCACCGCGUGGUUUCACGUCCCGCUUUAUGACCAAUGUAUGGGCUAUGUUCGCUGUAGUGUUCCUUGCUAUCUACACUGCCAACUUAGCUGCGUUCAUGAUAACCCGAGAGGAGUUUCAUGAGUUUACCGGCCUAGAUGACUCCCGACUAUCCCACCCGUUCUCACACAAACCGACUGUGAAGUUCGGGACGAUCCCUUGGAGCCAUACGGAUUCGACCAUUUCGAAGUACUUUAAGGAAAUGCACUACUACAUGCGACAGUAUAAUAAGACGAGCGUAGCGGAGGGCGUGGCUGCGGUGCUCAACGGUCAGCUAGAUGCCUUCAUCUACGAUGGAACGGUUCUAGACUAUUUGGUUGUGCAAGACGAGGACUGCCGUCUGUUGACGGUUGGUCAGUGGUACGCAAUGACUGGAUACGGCCUAGCUUUUAGUCGAAACUCGAAAUACGUCCAAAUGUUUAACAAACGGCUUCUGGAAUUCCGCGCUAACGGUGAUUUGGAACGUCUCAGGCGCUACUGGAUGACGGGAACGUGUCGGCCUGGCAAACAAGAACACAAAUCAUCCGAUCCGCUCGCAUUGGAACAGUUCUUGUCCGCUUUUCUACUGCUGAUGGCAGGAAUCCUGCUGGCAGCACUGUUACUUUUGCUGGAACACCUCUACUUCAAAUACUUCCGAAAACGACUUGCAAAGAAAGAUCACGGCGGUUGCUGUGCCUUGAUAUCGCUGUCCAUGGGCAAAUCUCUGACCUUCCGUGGUGCCGUUUUUGAGGCUACGGAAAUUCUCCGUCGACAUCGCUGCCAGGAUCCGAUUUGCGAUACCCAUCUGUGGAAGGUCAAACACGAGCUGGACAUGAGCCGACUACGUAACAACCAGCUGGAGAAAGCUCUGGAUGCUCACGGCAUCAAACCCCCGCAGAUCAAAAUCGCGUCAACGAAUGACAUCAUCGGAACGGGUCGACGGGAACAGCUCGGCCAUCAUCGGCCGAACGUCCUCGGCAACCUCAGCCUCGGAGGCAGUGCUCAAGACCUCUAUCGUUGGUCCUACAAGACCGAAAUCGCCGAGAUGGAAACAGUGCUGUAAGCAGAGCGAGUCUACAUCUAACCACCACCACAUCUACAACGGAAUUGUUCUACAUACAGAAGUGUAAUUAAGCUCAACACGACGUAACAUGACACAAACACAACAAUACACCACCUACUACUAAACCCACCAUCCUCUACGGUAGCCAAAACUCAAAACAAAAACAAGCGAUAGGCACUUUUACACGAAUAAAAAAAGAAACAACAAUAACACCGCCAAAACAAGCCAUCGCCAAGUAGAGUGUUACACAAACUUAUAGACAUACAACAACAGUUUACAGUCACAAAUUAUCGAAAUCAAACAGAAGCCAAAAACGAGGGAAAAGAUUUUGAAUGAAGACACUUACAGCGCGAUGCAAACAGGAUUAUUAUACAACAACUAGCGGAAAGUAAAAGUUGAAAAACCAGACCUUACGUAGAACCAAACCAAUACAGAGAGUGUUCAAAACAGUCAGUCAAAACAAUACAAACAGCAGUUUAUACCAAAAAAAAAACCAAAACCGCCGCAGUUAGUUUCUUACUGUUGAUGGAAAAAUGGUCCAGGAAGUAAUAGUUGAAAGUCAGGGAAAUGUGCUACACUUGAAAACUAACCAAGCUCGAAAAUCAAUUUAAAAUUAACAAAACAAUUAAAUCUUAAUCAAAAAUUCAAUUUGAAGUUAAUGAAGCUUUUUCAAUUCUGAGUAAAUAAAUUUCCGUUUUUGGAAUACGAUUCCAAUCGAAGUAGUCUGGGUUUUAGAAAUUAUUCGAGCCAGUUCAAAACUUAAACCGAAGCAAUCGGUUGUUUUUCAUUCAGUUUCCAUCCAGCUGUUGAAGCCAUUUUCAAUCAUU
Uranotaenia lowii is the source of this 3588-nucleotide messenger RNA. RefSeq names its product glutamate receptor ionotropic, NMDA 2B (gene Nmdar2). Gene Ontology annotation, biological process: synaptic transmission, glutamatergic; monoatomic ion transport; modulation of chemical synaptic transmission. Bases 47 to 2761 code for a protein of 904 amino acids. The record is from RefSeq and is a predicted model, not a curated record. Gene Ontology annotation, cellular component: postsynaptic membrane; plasma membrane. The transcript is spliced from 3 exons. Lineage: Eukaryota; Metazoa; Arthropoda; Insecta; Diptera; Culicidae. Gene Ontology annotation, molecular function: transmitter-gated monoatomic ion channel activity involved in regulation of postsynaptic membrane potential; NMDA glutamate receptor activity.